GUGGACUCAUGGGAACUAAAUACCAUGGGCUGUGUUGUGUGGAAAGGGCAUAUCAGGAACUAAAUACCAUGGGAGAUAGUUUGUCUUCAGUGAGCAGCAGUCUGCCAGAUGUUGUCCAGCAGUACAGCGAUGUCCACUCCAUCAAUGAGCUGGACAGACUCCGACAGAGCAAGGGCAGUCGAAGGGGAAGUGACCCUAACAUCACUGGACUGCAGAAUUUGCAGAUGAGCAUUUCGGACCUGCAGUCUGUGUCCUCUAGUUCUCAUAGUCUACCCUGUUCUGUUGAUCUGAACCUUGACCAGACAGUCCUCUCCCAAGGUUCUCUAUCACCAGCUGAUGGCCAAGCAUUGAGUGCAGUUCUUUCUGCUGAAUCUUUAACUGGGGGUGGUGUUCCUAGUUCUCUAGCGCAGCUCCAGGACCCAGCCACAUUCACCUUGGGCUCACCUGAUUCCAAGAAAAAGAGCAAAAUAACCAAAGCCAACUUUCACCAAACAAUGGGCUCCUUGCAGACAACCAGAAAUGAUCCUGGUGACCCAUUGGGCAGCCUUGACCCCUUGUGGACAAUGGCCAAGAAAUGA
Candidula unifasciata is the source of this 578-nucleotide messenger RNA. The record is from the annotation of a GenBank genome assembly. NCBI's taxonomy places the organism in Eukaryota, Metazoa, Mollusca, Gastropoda, Stylommatophora, Geomitridae.